UCAGUUAACCAAAGUGAAAAAUUGAAAGACAUAGAUUUAAAAGACUUAGGGCUUGCUUUCGCCGGAGAAAGAAAGUUAAAAAAAGAAAAUAGCCGACCGUUAGCAGAAAUGGAAGAGGCAUUUUAUUCGAAAGAAGAGAAAUCUUUUGCGGACAGUCGCUUUCCAUAUACAGCACAAAAAAUGAGUAAAACCAUGAAUAAUAAUUUUAUAAUGACACCACCUAAUUGGAACAAAAGUAAAUUUCUACCUUGUCUAAAUAUUGUGGAAAAAGUUGAGGACGAUAAUGGUAUUUUUAUGGAUGAGGAAAUUGAUUACGAAAAAAAAUACUAUGAGGAGGAUUUUGUGCCUUCCCCAAAAGAACCCAAAAAAAUAAUAAUUACUUGUACCUUUAAAAGAUUUUUUUCUAAAACAGUCAAGGAAAAUAUUUUAAAAUUGGCGGCGGAAAGUCCCAAAAAGUUGUCGGAAUUAGUGGAAAAUGCCCGCCGGGAAAUUACCCAAAAAUCAAUUUUCUUUCUCUAUAACCAAACUGAUUAUCAAAUUACCGAACUAAUUUGUCAGCCGAAUAAUUAUAGCAAACAGGCCAAAGUCUAUAAAAAAGAAAAAGAUUUUCAAAAAAUUCCGGAAGUGCUGAAAUGA
Messenger RNA from Ambispora leptoticha, 636 nucleotides. The record is from the annotation of a GenBank genome assembly. NCBI's taxonomy places the organism in Eukaryota, Fungi, Glomeromycota, Glomeromycetes, Archaeosporales, Ambisporaceae.